Messenger RNA from Astyanax mexicanus (Mexican tetra), 2562 nucleotides. Its product is annotated as patr class I histocompatibility antigen, A-108 alpha chain-like. Bases 102 to 1214 code for a protein of 370 amino acids. Gene Ontology annotation, cellular component: external side of plasma membrane. Gene Ontology annotation, biological process: immune response. The record is from RefSeq and is a predicted model, not a curated record. NCBI's taxonomy places the organism in Eukaryota, Metazoa, Chordata, Actinopteri, Characiformes, Acestrorhamphidae. The transcript has 6 exons.
CGGCCUGAAAAAGCGCCAUUCCUUUACUCGCUAUUUACUUCUCGGUACAGCAAUCAUCGGCGGAAUAAACACUUCUACAAACAACUGGUUUAAAGACUGUUAUGCGAGACAUGGAGGAAAGGACGGAGGUGCUGAGAUUACUUUUUUUUCUCGCAGUUUCUUUGCACCUGUCUUCAGCAGGCAGUCACUCUCUGCAGUACUCCUACACUGUAGUCUCCCCUGGAACAAACCUCCCAGAGUUCACUGCAGUGGGUCAGCUGGAUGGAGAGCAGAUUGUGUACUAUGACAGUAACAUCAGUGAGAUUAUUCCAAAGACAGAGUGGAUAAAGAAUGUUGAUGAUUAUGCAGAAUACUGGAACGAAGAAACUACGAGACUGCAAUGUGAUCAGCAGCGUGCCAUAGAUGAUCUGACUAGAGCAGUGCAGUUCUCUGACCACACUGAAGGUGCAGGUGUUCACACAUUCCAGUCAGUGUACGGUUGUGAAAAGGAUGAUGAUGGAACUGAGAGAGGAUAUAAACGCAACAGUUUUGAUGGGGAUGAUUACAUCAGUCUGGAUCUGAACACUGAAACCUACAAUGCUGUUGUUCCUGAAGCUGUUCCUAAUAAAUGGAUGUUGGAGAGGGCUGACACAGUCAGGAAUCAAAAAGCCUACCUGCUGAACGAGUGUAUCGAGCUAUUACAGAAGUAUGUGAAAUAUGGCAGAUCCACUCUGGAGAGGAAAGUUGCUCCUGAGGUGUCUCUGUUCCAGAAAAACUCUUCUUCUCCAGUGGUGUGUCAUGCUACAGGAUUCUUCCCCAAAGCAGUGAAUAUCUCCUGGCAGAAGAACGGAGAGGAACUGAAUGAGGACGUGGAGCUCAGAGAGACGCUGCCCAACCAGGAUGGAACCUUCCAGAAGAGAAGCAUUCUGACCGUCUCACCUGAGGAGCUGAAGAACAACCAGUACACCUGUGUAGUUCAGCACAGCAGCCUGGAGAAGGUGCUGGUUCUGCAGGUGUCUGAUCAUAAAGUCCUGUCAGCUGGUGUUGCAGGGGGAGAUGGAGUAUCAGUGGGUGUGAUCAUUGGUGUAGUGGUGGCUGUUCUCCUGCUUGUCUUCAUCGCCUACGUUUUUUUUAUCUGGAAGAAGAAGAAGUCUGGGUUUAAACCUGUUUCAGAAGUCCCCAGGACAUCAUCUGCAGACUUACUAAACCUUUUUGAGAACAGCAUUACAGAAUGACAUAAACUCAACAUUGUUUUUGACCAGCUUAACAUAUAGUCAGAUAGACAUAAGUGAUCAUAAGUGCACAGCCAGUAACAAAAUGGCUUUUAUUUACUUGAAUGAUCACACACCUAUGUUUACAUUGUUUGACCAAGCCUUUAGUACAGAGUUGGACAAUGGGGGUCAGAGUCCAGCACAGUUUAUUUAAUUACCUGCUUUAACAGACCUACUAAACCUGGUAAUUAACAGGUGAGUUAAAUCAGAUAUGUUGAGCAGGUAAAGCACAAAACUGUAGGAAUCUGGCCCUUCAGCACUGGAAUUGCCCAGCCCUGCAUUUGUAGCUUUGGUUUGUAUGUAAAUAUAAAGAUUUAGUAAUUUUUUUAAAUUAUUUUAUAUUAGACUAUAGUUACAUUUUCAACAGAUUUCUCCCAGGUCUCUGCAGGUUAAAUAUAAGAACUGUUUACUUUGUGCUCAAUGCUAGAAUUAUCUGAAAUUAUCAUAUGUGAGGAAAAAGUUAGAAAUGUAUGACUGUUUCAGUUGUGAAGUGUAUUUAGUCAUUUUUAUUUAACUUUUUUUUUUUCAUUUAAAUUAUUUAGGUUAAUAUUUUAAUCUAUGGUAAAGGCACUUUUAUUGUUGAAAUACUGUAUUAAAUAAGUAAUGUAUAAAUUAAUAUAAAAUGUUUUAUUAAAAUCAACUUAAGAUGUAUUCUAGCUGAAUAAAAUGUUUUUAUUUCAGAUUAGCAAAAUGUACACACAUAUAAAAAGGAAAGUAUAGUUUUGCUUUUCCAGAACACUCUUUAGUUAUACUACUUAGCACUUUCACUGUUGCUUGAGAGUUACUUAACCAUGUUUCUGUUAUGUAAUAAUAUAACACUAGUUAUUUUUUUAUAUCUUACAUAUCUAUUAUCUGCUUUUUUUCCUUUGUUUUAAAAAUAUCUUAUUGUACAUUUUUCGUUUUACAUGCGUUUGCAAUCCCCUUAGUAAUUCUAAGUAAUGUGCCUUCAGAUUUUUUUGUAUGGAGGAGAAAGCCACAUAAGCCUAAAUUGGGUUGUCAUUUGCAUAUACUUUUCUUGAGUUUUGUUUCAUUAGUUCUGGAGUUCUGUUACUAAUCGAUUCAAAUGUUUUUAAACUGUUUCAUUGUUAACAUUAAACAUAUCUUGAAAGACUGCAAAAUCUGGAACUUGUUCAAUAAUGAUCUAUCUGGCAACUAUUGUACAAUUCUGUUUGUGAAUAUGUGGUCAAUCAAGUUAGCAAUUCUGUUGUGUUUAUGAUCACAGAAAAUAGGCUAUUGCUGUACAUUUGUAUUUAUACAUUUGUGUCCUUUUUAUGUCCAUUUGGGUUUAAUAAAAAAAAUUGAAGUUCCCACA